Zingiber officinale is the source of this 390-nucleotide messenger RNA. RefSeq lists its product as uncharacterized. Bases 1 to 390 code for a protein of 129 amino acids. The transcript has a single exon. The record is from RefSeq and is a predicted model, not a curated record. NCBI's taxonomy places the organism in Eukaryota, Viridiplantae, Streptophyta, Magnoliopsida, Zingiberales, Zingiberaceae.
AUGCCUUUCCACUUGGUGUAUGGGGGCGAGGCAGUCGUUCCCGUCGCAGUCGAAAUAGAAUCUGACAGGGUGCAGCAGUACGACGCGGACAACGUCGAGCGAAGACAACUGGAGCUUGAUUUGGUGGAUGAGACGCGCGCCAAGGCGGCCGCUCAGCUGACAGCCAAUUGGCAAAGAAUGAGGCAAAGCUACAACCGGCAAGUGAUUCCCCAAUCCUUUCAGGUCGGUGACCUAGUAUGGAAGAAGGUGAAGCCGGUCGGCGACGUCGGUAAGUUGGAGGCUCCGUGGGCUAGACCGUUCAGGAUCGUGGAGAAGCUCCAGUUGGGAGCUUACUAUUUAGAAGAAGACGGACGACGACUAGAACGUCCAUGGAGUGUGAACCAUCUCUAG